GUUCUUUAAAUGAGACAUUCACGUGUAGUUAACACUCAGUUUCACUGACGAGUUAGACAACAUUAGGCGAUAAAACAUCUUUGUUCUGUUAGAUGAAGAUAUAAACCGAUCUCAUGAUAAUGCGCUUCUUCAGGUUUAUAACUUGCUUCAUCAUCACCGGUGCAAAGAGUGAGUUGGUGGAGGUUAAACCCGGAGACCCGGUCAAGUUAAACCUCGGGACUCCUCUGGAUGAUAUCAGUCGACUGACAGUACAGAAAGACGGGACUGAUGUCCUCUUCCGUUACUGUUCAUCUGAAGAGAAAAGAGGUGGAUGUACAGAUGUCAACGUUACCAGAUUUUCACUUGAGUCUGGAGAGAUCGGCGCCUAUUUAACUUGUCCAGAUGCCGACAGAAGUGAUGAAGGGGCUUACGAAGUCGAGGUCAUUGAGCAAAACAACACCCCGAGAAGUCGCGUGUUUAACAUUACAAUUAUAGAGCAUCUGCCCUACGUUCGCCCAACAUCUCCAUUCAUCCAUUCAUCUCCUCCACCUGAUGUACCCAAAAACAAGACCACCACAGCAGUCAACCGAAGCAUCAUCAUAGGGGUCCCUGUAAGCACCGUAGUGCUCAUGCUAGUAUUCACUGGGGUUUAUUUCAUCUACCAGAGAUGUAAAAAGAAGAAGCAGAAAUGUCAAAAUAUUUAUGCUGGGAAGGAGAAUAGUCCUGGAGAUUCAUGGAGCUGGAGAGCUGGAGAUUCAUUCCCGCUGAGUCAUCACUGAAGGUCCACAUAAUCCUAGACCUGACCCCAGUGACAGACGAGUCCCAUUCUCAAGCCUUCAGUGCCUAGACUGGAGCUCUGCACAAGAAGUCUGGCCAGAGGAGAAGUUUCUGGUUGUUGCUAGAUCGGAUUGGGGCUGGAAGUUAAUGAUAUUUAUUUAUAAAAUUUCCCAUUAAUUGUAUUUUUUAACGUCUACCCCAACCCUAAACCCAACCAUCACAGUAACGUAAAAACAGUAGUGAAGCUGCGGUCACACUUGACUUUUCCUUCCAUAGACUUCCAUUCAUACGCACGCGAAUGCGUCAGACCGGAAACGCGGGGUCAUGCGUUAAGUUUCGCAGGUUGCUGCGGUGCAAAGUUCAAGCUUGGUGAACUCUGACCUGCAAAAUCGCAUCACUUGACUGCGUGAGACCAAUCGAGGAUCAAAACACGACCUCUCUGGACAGAAAUUUAAAACAUGGAGCAAUCGCUCACUUUAUUAAUGUCUAAUCAUCUUGUUUAAUCCCGCCCCUUUUCGCAGGGCCGCACGACAAAAUUUCGCACACACAAAGCCCGGUGUGACCGUAGCUUUAUACCGAGUGUUAUUAAUGUUUGUUUGAUUGAUUUCAGCUGCUCCUGGUUUGUUUGAUGGUUUUCAGCUGCUCCUGGUUUGUCUCAUUGAGUCCUGUAUUUCUAAGCCUUUUUUUAUGUAAAACCCUAUCAUGACAGUUCCUCACCACUGUCUUGGUUUUGGACUUCUGGAGCUGAGCAUCGAUGGCAUUACAGUGAACUAAGCUGGGCUGAAGCAGUUUACAUUGUAAGUGCUAUAGAAAAAUAAAUGAAUAAAUUGAAUGUGCAAAGUUUUGUUUUAGAAAUAAGAUAUUUCUGCAAUUUUGCAGCUGAACAACACCAUAAAGCAUUAAGACAAUGAGGAUUGUCAGGCGCUUAUGUGCUUUAUUCUGUGUUAAAUGUUUAAAUUUACACGCCAUUCAUUACAAUACUAAAAGUGGUAGCAGAUGGUUUAACUCAGAUCUUGAGGAUAAAGU
This is a messenger RNA of Danio aesculapii, 1782 nucleotides long. RefSeq lists its product as uncharacterized. The transcript is spliced from 5 exons. NCBI's taxonomy places the organism in Eukaryota, Metazoa, Chordata, Actinopteri, Cypriniformes, Danionidae. Bases 114 to 758 code for a protein of 214 amino acids. The record is from RefSeq and is a predicted model, not a curated record.